Ornithorhynchus anatinus (platypus) is the source of this 1114-nucleotide messenger RNA. RefSeq names its product lymphocyte antigen 6 family member D (gene LY6D). NCBI's taxonomy places the organism in Eukaryota, Metazoa, Chordata, Mammalia, Monotremata, Ornithorhynchidae. The coding region runs from base 365 to 739 and encodes 124 amino acids. The transcript has 3 exons. The record is from RefSeq and is a predicted model, not a curated record. Gene Ontology annotation, biological process: lymphocyte differentiation. Gene Ontology annotation, cellular component: cell surface.
CCCAGUUCCAGUGGUGACAUAGUUGGAAAGAGAAUUCUGGGUGGGCGGGGCUGACCUCUCUGGGCCUGGCACCCUGUCAGCCCAUCUGGCCCGAAGAUGGGCAUCGGGCAUGCCGCAGGAAACCUCUCCCGGGGCAGGGGAGCGGGUCAAAGAUACACGGGGACGCCCAGUACACUGCUGGGGUGACUCAAAGGCCCGCCCAGUUGCCGAUGAGCCUCAGGUUGGCCCUUCCCCCUUCCGAGGCAGCAGUUCCCCCUUCCCACCCCCACCCUCAGGGGUGGGGGCGGGUGCAGGGAUGAGUGGGAUAUAAGGCAGCCCCGGGAAUCCCUGCCGCCCUCAGCCAGACUGCUGGAAUCCCGUGAAGAUGAAGUCCCUUCUGGUUAUACUUCUGGUGACUGUUGUGUGUGUAGAGCGAGCCCACGCCCUCAAGUGCUACGUCUGCGAGAACUCUUCCAACUGCAAGACAGAAAAAGUAUGUUCACCCUCAGCCCGUUACUGUGAGACCGUCACCAGCUACAACCCGCUGAACGGAAACCUCAUCGUCAAGCGCUGCUCGGAGACCUGCUUCGGGAAGAACGAGACCCACCAGGGGACCAUCACUCGUACCACCUGCUGCCACACGGACCUGUGCAACAGCAGGGUUGCCAACGGGGUGGUCCACGCAGCCGCCAGCCCCAGUGUCCUGGUCCUGGGCACCCUUCUCGGCCUGGUCUGCGUCCUCCUCAGGCCCGGCCUGUGACCGGCCAGGGCGUGACCGCCUCUCCCAUUCCCCAUGCCCUCGGCUCAGGUCUCCACUCCCCCAGGCCCGCCCCGUCUUCCUCUGACCGCUCAAACGGGAGGGGGUCCUGAGGAGUCUUCCCCUCCCAGUCCAGCCUCAGUCUGGCCUGGGGGCACCCCAGGGUGACAUCAGUCCAGGACCCUGAGCCAACGUCCUCGCCCCGACCUGGGGUAGCCCCAAGAGGGUGGCGGGGAGGGGAGACAAUCCCCCUUCCCCGCCACCUACCAUUCCCCCCGGGUCACCAGAGGACACAGCCUCAGCCACCCUCAGGCCAGGGCCCGGGGGGAAGGGUUUUUCUACUUUGAAGCACACAGAUAAAUAAAAUACGUCAAGGAA